AUGUCUUGUACAAGUGACCCUUGUCAAAAUGGAGGAACAUGUCAAGACCACGGGUUUCACUACGAGUGUCAUUGUAUGCCUAACUACGAUGGACUUAACUGUGAAAGAGAACGUGGUGCAUGUGAAAGCAAUCCGUGUCUGAAUGGCGGAACCUGUCUGACAAGCACAGACAACGUAUAUAGAUGUGAAUGUGUAGAAGGAUAUGAAGGGAUGCAAUGUGAAAUAGAUAUAGACGAAUGUGAAAGUUCUCCUUGUCACAAUGAAGGUGUUUGUGUUGAUGGAACCAAUGGCUACACAUGUGAAUGUGAACAUGGCUGGGAAGGUGAAAAUUGUGAUUUAGGGUUCUAUUGUAGAGGAGAUCCAUGUCAUAAUGGCGCAACUUGUGAGCAAAAAGAGUGGGGGUAUGAGUGUGUGUGCCAGUCCGGAUAUGAAGGUCAACACUGUGACAUAGAUAUUGAUGAGUGUGCCAGUAAUCCCUGUCACAAUGGCGGAACAUGUAUAGAUCAAAUAGAUAGAUACAUAUGUCAGUGUGAAAGCGAAUGGGAAGGUGACAAUUGCGACUCAGACAAAUAUUUCUGCCACAGUAAUCCUUGCCAUAAUGGCGGCACAUGUAUAGAGGAAGACGGAGGAUACCGAUGUGAAUGCGAAAUAGGUUGGGGAGGAGAAGUGUGUCAGCAAGCACCUCAUUGUGCAACUGAUCCAUGCCAAAAUGGUGCAACCUGUUUAGAUAACGACACGGGAUAUCGAUGCCACUGCAAACCUGGUUAUGAAGGAACAAACUGCCAAAUAGACAUUGACGAGUGUCAAAGCUCUCCUUGCUUGAAUGGAGGUACGUGCAUUGAUGGUGUUGAUGGAUACCAAUGUGAGUGUGCAGAUGACUGGGAAGGAGACUACUGCCAAGCUGGUUACUACUGCUCUAAUGAUCCUUGUCGAAAUGGUGGAAGUUGCGUAGAUGUGGAUUUGGGGUAUGAAUGCCAUUGUAUACCAGGAUAUACAGGGAUUCACUGUGAAACAGAAAUAGAUGAAUGUCUCAGUGACCCUUGCCAUAACGGAGGGACAUGUGUUGAUGAUAUCAAUGGAUACACUUGUCAAUGUCAGAGUGGUUGGGAAGGUGACCAAUGCGAUUCAGGAUUUUAUUGCAGAAGCGAUCCUUGUCAGAAUGGGGCUACCUGCGCUGACACUCAGUCAGGUUAUCAGUGCUACUGUCUCACAGGGUAUGAAGGGAUACAUUGUCAAAUAGAUACAGAUGAAUGUCAGAGUGACCCAUGUCAAAAUGGAGGAACCUGCUUUGAUGAAGUGAACGGAUAUCAGUGUGAAUGUGCAGAUGGGUAUGAAGGAGACAAUUGUGAUUCUGAUACAGAUGAAUGUCACAGUAACCCAUGUCACAAUGGAGGAACCUGUAUUGAUGAAGUAGAUGGAUAUCGGUGUGAAUGCUCAGAUGGAUGGGAAGGAGACAAUUGUGAUUCUGAUACAAAUGAAUGUCACAGUGACCCAUGUCACAAUGGAGGAAACUGUAUUGAUGAAGUAGAUGGAUAUCGGUGUGAAUGUUCAGAUGGAUGGGAAGGAGAAAAUUGUGAUUCAGAAAUAGAUGAAUGUCUCAGUGACCCUUGCCAUAAUAGUGGGACAUGUGUUGACGACAUAAAUGGAUACACUUGUCAAUGUCAGAGUGGUUGGGAAGGUGACCAAUGUGAUUCAGUGAACGGAUAUCAGUGUGAAUGUGCAGAUGGAUAUGAAGGAGACAAUUGUGAUUCUGAUAUAGAUGAAUGUCACAGUGACCCAUGUCACAAUGGAGGAACCUGCUUUGAUGAAGUGAACGGGUAUCAGUGUGAAUGUGCAGAUGGAUGGGAAGGAGACAAUUGUGAUUCAGGGUACUACUGCUCUAGUGGUCCAUGUCAAAAUGGUGCAAGUUGCAGGGACGUGUCACCGGGUUAUGAAUGUAACUGCUUACCUGGCUAUACGGGAAUAAAUUGUGAAACAGAUAUGGAUGAAUGUCUCAGUGACCCCUGUCACAACGGAGGAACAUGUGUUGAUGACGUGAACGGAUAUCAUUGUGAAUGUGCAGAUGGUUGGCAAGGUGACCUCUGUGAUUCAGGAUUCUAUUGCAGAAGUGACCCUUGUCAGAAUGGGGCUAUCUGUGAAGACACUCAAUCAGGUUAUCAGUGCUACUGUCAACCAGGGUAUGAAGGGCAACACUGUCAAACAGAUACCGAUGAAUGCUCGAGUAAUCAAUGUGAACAUGGAGGUACCUGUGUUGAUGAAGUGAACGGAUAUCAUUGUGAAUGCUUGGAAGGAUGGGAAGGUGACUACUGUGAAUCAGACACUGACGAAUGCCAGAGUAAUCCGUGCCAUAAUGGAGGUACUUGUCUUGAUGAGUUGAACGGGUUCUUAUGUGAAUGCGCAGAUGGGUGGGAAGGAGAUUAUUGUCAGGCAGCAAUGCCCUGUGAAGUGGAUGGUACUAUAUAUCCCAACGGCACUGUUCUACAGUAUAACGAGAAUUCGUGUGAUGACUGUAUUUGUCUUUAUGGGAAAGUUGAAUGUACAUACUACUGGGACGAGCCCACCAACUGCGCUAAAGACAGCGACUGCCGAGCGGAUAUGACGUGUCAAGCCCUGGAAUCGGAAUGUCUUCAGGACACCAUGUGUGAUGAUGUACUUAUCUGCAAAGGUGAAGGGGCCGCUCAACAGAGCGUUGAAGAUAGUGCUCCAUGCGCUGGACAUUAUACUGGUACUAUAUCAGAGUGUGGUGUUAUGAAUAUACAAUACGAUCUCUCUGGGAUUCAAGAGUCGGCUACCAUCGCUGCACUGUGUGUUGACCUACUGACAUACCUCAAGCAAAGUAUAGCUGACAUUCCAGAAUGCGUUUCCAUGAAGUGCCAUGACUAUGAAGGUGCUGUGGAAAGCAAACGUAGAAAACGUUCCGAUACAUUAGAUACAAACACACAAUUGGAAAUUAAAAUGGAGGGUGAUGUCGAUGCAACCAUGGCAACACUCGCGCUAAUGAAUAAAGUUGAGGAAGCGUUGCGAAUAGGUAUAGCAGAACAUACUCUACCUGGGGAUCUGUCAGCGAUGGAAGAUGUCGUAGUUAUCGUGGACGGUGGUUGGAGCGAUCCAAUUGAACUGUCAAAUUGCACACGUCCUUGCGGAGGAGGAAAUCAUUUGAUGGAGAGAAGUUGUACGCAGCCCCCUCCAGCAAAUGGUGGCGCUGGCUGCGAAGGGGAUGCGCUGUUCCUGGCAUCCUGCAAUGAACACGAAUGCCCAGAAUUUGCAUCAAAGUCUCCAGUCAAUGAUGAAAAUGAUGUACUCUGGGUCAUACCAGUUGUUGUGGCCACUUUAUUAGCAGUAAUUCUGGUGUUGGUAAUUCUAGUAUUUUUGGUCAGAAGACGCAAGAGUGAUAAGAUGCCAGCUGAUGAAAGAAACAAUGACGACACAGCAUCGGUGUUCGGUGCAGAAAACUACCUGUUUCCUGCCAGCACAUGGCUAGGUCGUGAACAUCGGCGUGAGAGUAACAUUUACGCGGAGACGAUGGGAGUAGCUGAAGCUCGACGAAAAGUCCAAGUGUCGGACAACUCACUGCACAGCGAUGACGAUGAAGGAAUAUUUCAUCGAUCUUCGUCCGGCUCGCUCCAGCUGACGGGCCCACUUGAUGCAUUGCCGUACGAUCUUCAACAUCCGAUCACCGACCAAAAUACGACCCGCGGAUCGUUUUCACGAUCGGUAACAAUGCCCGACAAUGUGUACACGGAAUUCCCUGGUCGUCAAGGUGAACUCGAUGGCGGUGGCAUUUCUGGCACGGACACUCUUAAUUCACGCAUCUCACGUAUAUGGACACCGACAGCAGAGGAGAAUAUCUAUAGCGAUUCCCCUGUAUUGAAGUUUUCACCAAGCUCCGAUGAAGAAGAAGAAUGA
Molecule: messenger RNA, 3906 nt
Organism: Saccoglossus kowalevskii
Lineage: Eukaryota; Metazoa; Hemichordata; Enteropneusta; Harrimaniidae
Source: RefSeq, a predicted model, not a curated record